CCUCAUCGAUUGAUCAUAUAGAUGCACUAAUCCAUCCUGUAGCUUCUAAUCAAACUGAGAGGGAGAGAGAUCAGAGAGAGCGCAUAUAAAUACAAUGAGCAGGUCGAGCAUGGCCGCUGUCUUCCUGGUGGUGUUGAUAGCCAUCAACGUCGUCUGCUUAUCCCCACAAGGUGCAACUGCAGCGCCAGAGGGGGAACUUCAUAAACUCAACCUUGAGCUGCCACCGCCGUUGCCGCCUGGGAAGGAACCCUCAACGGAGGCGUACCGGUUCACCCAACAAGUCUGCGAUUUUGGAACUAGCACCUUCACGGAACAGAUGAUCGGUGCCCGCUGCUACGAUGUACUCAUCCCGUAUGGCGAGUCAUUCAAGGGCAACCAAGUGAAGGCCACUCAGGUGGCCACCAUCAUCUUAGUCACCAAGAUCCAAGCCCUCACUAGUGAGGCGUACGCGAUAAGAGACAUGGGCAUCAGGGACGAAAACAUCAAUAACUGCGGGUCUUUCUUUGCCAUUGGCGAAACCUUUUCGGACACCACCAACUCGACGCUAUACGCGCUCGAGCGCCUCACUGCCGCCGGAGAAGGUAAACGCAGUAAGGAGGACCUGGAAACUGUGCACAAGUGGACCAAGAAUUUGGAGACCCAAUACGAUGAGACCGCGAGCAAGUGCAAGUUAGGUGAUCUGUUCAAGUACGGUGACAAGAAGGUUCCCACCGUUUGGGUCAUAGACCUGCUCACGACCACAGCCAUCCGCCUCCUCAAUGCCAUAAAGCCAUGAUUGAUCGAUCGAUCAUCCCUUCAAUCUUAGCUAUAUAUACCUUCCACUAAAUUUUUUUUAUUUAUAUUUUGGAUAAUUCCCAUGAUAUAUAUGUAAUAAGUGCGUGAUGCGCAUGGAUAUCGCAUGCAUGCUGCAUUUGUAACAUUGUUAUCAAUAUUUGAAAAUAUUUUUUUCAAUAUUGUAAUUACUAGCAAAGUGUGUCGAUGUGUUGUAACGGACCGAAAAACCAAAAUGCAAUAAUGGUUAAGCUGACAAA
Molecule: messenger RNA, 1031 nt
Organism: Oryza sativa Japonica Group (Japanese rice)
Lineage: Eukaryota; Viridiplantae; Streptophyta; Magnoliopsida; Poales; Poaceae
Source: RefSeq, a predicted model, not a curated record